Misgurnus anguillicaudatus (oriental weatherfish) is the source of this 1768-nucleotide messenger RNA. The record is from RefSeq and is a predicted model, not a curated record. Lineage: Eukaryota; Metazoa; Chordata; Actinopteri; Cypriniformes; Cobitidae.
UUUGUUGUAAAUUAUUCAUCUGACGAGCUGAAGUCAGUUGAGGUGUCUGCGCUGGGACAGAAAUGUGUAGCCUUGCCAUACAGAUAUGGUUUUGUGGCCAUACCCCUCCUCCACUAAAUGGCAAAAAAAACUCAGUAAAAACAAAUCAGUUCAAUCAAUUACUUUAAUCAAUUCAAGUGAAACACUCUAAUAAUUUAGUUGACUACUGACUUUUGACUAUGACUUCCAUUACUCUGGAUGAAAAUGUGCUGUAAGUAUUUCACAAAGUUUUUAUUUUCAAUACACUACACCCAUAUUUCAACAUAUGAGAUGACAUGUUAUCCCUCAAAAUGCCAGGGGAAAUUAUAUUUUAGGCUGAAUUUAACAUGCAAUUUGAUACAUGUCUCACCUUUCUCAAUACCAUGGCCUGUACAUAGUCCACUACAUUACUUAAUUACGAAUUACUUGCUAAUUUGUUUACACUGUACACUUGUGCAUGCUUUAGUCCAUGUUAUUUCUUUUUUGAUGAUUAAUAAAUACCCCUUUUCUUUCUUUCUACAUUAAGGAUGCCUUUUCAUCUAGUAGAAUUUCAAGCGAGCAAGGACAUUGCUGUUGUGCCAAUUGACUGGUAUGAUGAUGGGAUGGUGUACUGGCCCAGCUUUAAGAGCACAGAACGUGUGAAAAGGGCAGCUGCUAACGAGGAGAAGCAUGAGCCAAACUGGCCAAGAUAUGAUGUAAAGGUUGUCAGAACUUGUGAGUACUACAAAGACGCCAUUAGGCUUAUGACUCAAUAUCAGAAAGGCUGCAACACCUCUGACCUACAGUCUGAGGCAGAGCAAGAGGGUGAGCUGCCAGAGAAAAGAGUCAGAAAGCCAGUCCAUCGUUUUGGGGACUCUGAUGAGAGUGACGAAGACCCAGAAAAUAGUGACACUGCAUCUAUGAGGAUGCCACGACCUUCCAGCUUGCCUGCACCACCAUCUCGCCGAGUGCCAGGCAGCAGCGUACCUACUCCCUACUGUGUAGCACCUGAUCAUGGGCCAGGACAGCAACACCCUCCACCACCUCAACACCCUGCACCUGCAUUUAACAUGCAGAGAGUUACUCAAGGAACGGCAGUCCCUCCCCAACUCCCUCCACCCCCCGCACCAGCCCUCAACAUGCGGCGAACAGAGGAGCCCUGUUCAAGCAUGACCUACAGACCAACAUGGCGAGGGGGAAGAAUGAACGAUACAAUUCCCUGCUCUGCGGCUGAGGUCCACAUCCUUAGCUUGCUGGAAACCAUCAAACAGCAGCAAGACCAGCUUGUGGCAAGGUGAACUACCUCUGCAGCAGACUGAACCCCACCCCAGGGCCAGAUGUUGAGAUGCCUGAUAAUAUCCAGUUCCCCCUGGAACAAUUGAAGGCAGUGGAGGGAUUUGAAAUGUUUUUAAAGGAUCCGUCAAAUGGCCCAGCUAGACAGAAAGUGAUUUGUUCUUUGGCCACCAUUGGAGGCCAGGAUGUGAAGAGGGUGACCUGGAACAUCCUGGGCAGGCUCUUCACAGAUGAGGUGGCUCAUCAGAUUAACUGGAAGGGUGUUCAUAACAAAAAGCCCUUCAGUAGGAUGGCAACGAAGACCUUGCUUUUUAGUGCUGUGAGAAAAAACACUGUGACCCAGUCAGCCACGGACGCAGAGGUCACCAAGCAUGCAAUCAGGUGGUUCAACCUGGCAGCAGAUCGGUCUGCCAGGAGACGUGUCCCGCCUUCCUCCACACAAAAUGAUGAAUGAGUAAUGGGAGAAAAUGUUCAAAAA